UUCCUUCUUUCUUUUUCUUUCUUUCUUUCUAAUUCUUUCUUUCUUUCUUUCUUUGCAGUUUCAGUUGCACAGGUGAUAGCUUCAACCUAAAAAAAAGUUGAACGCGACCGCAUCAGGCGUCACGAUGACGCAGCUCUCUUCAGACCAAACAAAGUGGCCUCUGUUACAGCAGGAUUCCCUUCUCACAAUGGAAAUCCUUCACCGCUCAAAGAGAGCAAUGGAAUCAGAUUAAACACAUCUCAAUCUACUGAAACGUUCCUGGAGCAUGAUGCAUGAAGAAACAGAUAUGGCGUCAUUGUUGAACAAUUAGCUACUAGUCCUGCAUCCCUCAGUUACAAUACAAACUAUUGAACCAGGUGGACUUUUCAUUUACUUUCAUUAUUUAUGAGCAAGUAUCAAGAAACUACAUCAAAAGAGUAUGGUCAUGGAUAAGAUCUUAAAUCAGUGAAUAAGACAUGCCAUUGCACUGCAGAAUGUUGCAACAGAGGAAUGUUUUUCCCUGUAAUUUUACCUCCCCUGUAAAUUAAUUAACUUUAAUUUUUAAUCAUGUUGUUCUAUUUUCCUUCAACUCUCAUACAGAACAUUGAGUUUUUGAUAAAAGCAAAAACAUAACCUCUGGUUUGAGUUUAAUGCACGCUGCUGGUGAUCCUCUAAACAAACAGGAGUAGCCUACAACGAAAGCCACUUUAUUAGUCCCAAUCAGUGAGAUAUGUUAUCUUGUGUGGGUGGUUUCUAUAUUGGAAAUGAUUUUACGCAACAGAAACUGUGCAGAAAAUUAAAAUAGCCCCGUACAUGCAAACGCGCAGAUGAGGUGCGCAAAUGAGCGCGCGGAAGAACGGUCCCUCUGUCCAGUGAAUAACUCACGUCAAAGCUUGACGCGUAUGACGUCACGCCCCAUUGGCACGUGGGCUGUGGCAUUCGGAGUUCUCAUAAACAAAGGCACAUUGCGCUUGAGUUCCAGUCUUCGAGUGCAGCCGAAGGAGUUAGGUGCGCACAAAAUAGGCUUUGCAUCACACGGAACAUCUAGCAACAGGAGCAGCUACAUGGAGACAUAAUUUUCACGUCUUCCGAAUAGCGAUUUGAGUAAAGCAAACUAACGGAGAGACACGCUCAGACAUCAACCCGUACACGAGCCCUGACUUCAGAGAUUGUUCCACGAGGGAUAAAAGUAGCAGGUGUGGAGCCAUGCCCUGCGUCCAGGCUCAGUAUGGGACAUCACCACCAGGAGCCAGCCCCGCAUCUCAGAGUUACAGCUACAACACCACGGGAGAGUACAACUGCGACUUCCUAACGCCAGAGUUUGUCAAGUUUAGCAUGGACCUGACUAACGCAGAAAUAUCUGUCACUUCUUCGCUCCCCAGUUUCAGUACGUUUGUGGACACCUACAGUUCCAGCUACGACGUAAAGCCUCCCUGCCUUUACCAAAUGUCCCACUCUGGGGAGCAGCUGUCCAUCAAAGUGGAGGAGAUACCCACACACGGCUACCAUCAGCAGCACCAUCAGGCGCACCAAGCCGAGGAGAGCAUACCCCAUAGCGGACCUUUAUACUAUAAACCGUCUUCCCCAAACAUCACCCCAUCACCUAGUUUCCCAGCUCCUCCACACCACACGUGGGACGAAAGCGCGUCCCUUCACAGUUUUCAUCAGAACUAUCUGGCGACGUCACAUAUGAUGGACCAGCAGCGUAAAAACGCGAUGUCUCGGUUGUUCUCGUUCAAGCAGCCUCCCGCUGACACACCGAUGUCAAGCUGCCAGAUGCGCUUCGACGGAUCUCUCCACGUGUCCAUGGACACCCCGGGUUCUCAUCGUGCGCUGGAGAGUUUUGCCGUUCCGGCACCUCCGAGGAAACAGCACGGUUUGGGUGUAACCCACUCGCUCAACGUCGGUCACGGGCACCCCUUACUGGAAAGCCCGGUGGCCUCACCUCAGGCUAGAGGAUCUCCAUCCAGUGAGGGUUUGUGCGCUGUGUGCGGGGACAACGCAGCCUGCCAGCACUACGGAGUGCGCACUUGUGAGGGAUGCAAAGGAUUCUUCAAGCGUACGGUGCAGAAAAACGCCAAAUAUGUUUGUCUGGCAAACAAAAACUGUCCUGUGGAUAAAAGACGCCGAAAUCGAUGCCAGUAUUGCCGGUUUCAAAAGUGCCUGGUGGUGGGGAUGGUAAAGGAAGUCGUGAGAACAGCCAGUUUAAAAGGUCGGAGGGGUCGCCUCCCAUCGAAACCAAAAAGCCCACAGGACAUCCCGGUCUCUUUGACACCUGUCAAUCUCCUGAACGCCCUAGUGAGAGCGCACAUAGACUCCAACCCCUCUAUGGCCCGACUGGACUACUCUAAAUUUCAGGCAAGCCCAGAGUAUCACAGUGGAGGAGAUGAAUCUCUGCACAUUCAGCAGUUCUACGAUCUUCUCACUGCUUCGAUGAGCAUCAUCAUUGGAUGGGCCGAGAAAAUCCCCGGUUUUACUGACCUGCCCAAAUGCGACCAGGAACUGCUUUUCGAGUCAGCCUUCCUUGAACUUUUUGUGCUGCGGUUGGCUUACAGAUCCAACCUGGCCGAGGAUAAGCUUAUUUUUUGCAAUGGAGUGGUUUUACACAAGUUGCAAUGCGUGCGAGGCUUUGGGGAGUGGAUCGACUCCAUCGUUGAGUUUUCUUCCAAUCUUCAGAGCAUGAACAUAGACGUCUCUGCCUUCUCCUGCAUGGCUGCUCUCGCCAUAGUAACAGAGAGACAUGGACUAAAAGAGCCUAAGAAGACAGAGGAACUUCAAAACAAGCUAGUAAACUGUCUGAAGGAUCAGGUGUCCUGCAGUGGUGAAUUGUCUAAACUGUUGGAGAAGCUGCCAGAGGUGCGCGCUCUGUGCACGCAGGGACUGCAGCGCAUCUUUUACUUGAAACUGGAGGAUUUGGUUCCCACGCCUGCGAUCAUUGACAAACUCUUUCACGAUACGUUACCGUUCUGAACAACCGGCUGAACUGCGGCAGGUCCAUACAACUUUAGCAUCCCUCGAUGUGGCAGACUUGAAGAAAGGAAUGGGUGCGAAACUGGUGGAUGGAGCUUAUUUCCCCAUGUUUGGAACUCGGCUGUCUGGGAACAAAGGUGAACAGUCCUCUUCAACAAAAUCUCGGAGGAAAUAAUAACCUUAGUUCAGAAUUGGCUAUUCAAAGUAUUGCGGAUUAAAAAAAGGACUAUUCAGUAAUGCCAGUUAAGAGUCAAAAUGCGAUGUGGUGGAAGUGUAUUUGUAUUGUUACGCGUCAAAGCUCGUUUAUGUUGAUACCGGCGAAAGCAUUUGAUAUAUAGGCUAACUUCAUACAUGAGGAAUACAAGAUGUAUCCUAAUGAUUUACGGGAGCAAAAGCAUUUCAACAACUAUAGAUUAGCUAUAACAUUUAGAGAUUGGGAGUACAACACAGCUGCACACACGAGGAUUUUGCAAUGUAUCUGCAACAUUUGUGGACAACAAACAUUGAUUUCAGAAUGGACACAACAUAUAGAGCACGUGUUUGUGUUUAUGAUUUUAAGUAGUAAACUGUUAUGAAGAUAUGAGUCGCUUUUUUACAGUUCCGAAAGUAUGCAUGGAAUUCGUUAUUAACUUUGUAUUAAUUUCAUAUUGAAAUAAUGUCCAUGAGGUUUACAUGCAACUGGUUUUCAGUUCCUAACAUUAUGCUAAUAUAUUUCAGACCAUUGUUUUUUAUGAUGUUAUGGUUUUUACUCUGCAUUCGGUGUUAACCUUCUCUCAUCUA
Myxocyprinus asiaticus (Chinese sucker) is the source of this 3729-nucleotide messenger RNA. Its product is annotated as nuclear receptor subfamily 4 group A member 2-like. NCBI's taxonomy places the organism in Eukaryota, Metazoa, Chordata, Actinopteri, Cypriniformes, Catostomidae. Gene Ontology annotation, cellular component: transcription regulator complex; nucleus. Gene Ontology annotation, biological process: cellular response to corticotropin-releasing hormone stimulus; central nervous system neuron differentiation; dopaminergic neuron differentiation. The record is from RefSeq and is a predicted model, not a curated record. The coding region runs from base 1186 to 2949 and encodes 587 amino acids. Gene Ontology annotation, molecular function: nuclear receptor activity; zinc ion binding; RNA polymerase II cis-regulatory region sequence-specific DNA binding. The transcript has 8 exons.